ACUGAACUGACUCAGCCCGCUGAGUCUUAUCACAAGAACAGCUAGCGUGACUUAGUGAGGGAAAACCAUCUCCAAGAAGCAUCUUUAGCAAGCUGCCACAUAGCACUAGGGAAUCUCAGCUACACUUGACAUCUCUUCAUUAAGCCAAGUGAGGAAAAGAUUCUCAGAAAUAUGAAUUACCUGGGGUUCUUGUCUGUUCUCAUCUAUGGAUUUAUGAUGCUGGAGGAAGGCGAUUGUUGGACAUAUCAUUAUUCAGAUGAAAACAAGACUUACAGUGAAGCUGAGAAUUGGUGUAAAGAACACUAUACAAACCUGGUCGCCAUUCAAAAUAAGGAGGAAAUUCACUACCUGAAUGAAACAUUACCCUUCAGUCCAAGUUAUUAUUGGAUUGGAAUCAGAAAAAAUAAUGGUGUAUGGACCUGGGUAGGAACAAAUAAACAACUGACAGAUGAGGCUACAAACUGGGCUGCGGGUGAACCAAACAACAAAAAAAAUGACGAGGACUGUGUUGAAAUCUACAUCAAAAGAGAAGUAGACUUUGGCAAGUGGAAUGAUGAAAGUUGUAUGAAGAAGAAAGUUGCCUUGUGCUAUGCAGCUUCCUGCAAGCCCUCUUCCUGCAGUGGCAAUGGUGAAUGCACUGAGACCAUUAACAGUCAUAACUGCAGCUGUUCUCCUGCAUUUUUUGGGCCAGAGUGUGAACAUGCUGUGACUUGUGCCCCAUUAAAAGCCCCUGAACAUGGGACUUUGAGUUGCAUCCAUGCAGUGGAGGGUGUGAGCUUUAGCUAUGAAUCAUACUGCCAGGUUCAGUGUGAAGAAGGUUAUGAAUCAACUGAAUUGAAAGGAGUAUCGUGUACCUCUUCUGGAAAAUGGUCUGCACCCAUGCCAACAUGUAGAGCUGUGAAAUGUGGUGCAUUGAAGGCUCCUAGUCAUGGUUCCCUCAACUGCACUCAACCAUCUGAAAGCUUAGUGUGGAAUUCCACCUGCGAGUUUGCCUGUGAAGAAGGGUUUGUGCUGAGGGGCUCAGACAAGCGGCAGUGUCGCUCUUCUGGAGAGUGGGAUGGACAGCAGCCAAAAUGCAAAGCUGUGACAUGUGAAGCAGUAAAGAUCCCUGAUAAAGGCAUUGUGAUUUGCAGCCAUCCUAAUCCAGAACUCCCUUACAACUCAACCUGUGAGUUCCACUGUGAGGAAGGCUAUGCACUAAGUGGCUCACCCAAAAUUCAGUGCACAGCACCAGGACAAUGGUCAGCGCCAUUUCCAAAGUGUGAAGCUGUGAAGUGUGGUGCAUUGAAGGCUCCUACUCAUGGUUCCCUGAACUGCACUCAGCCGUCUGAAAGCUUAGUGUGGAAUUCCACCUGUGAGUUUGCCUGUGAGAAAGGGUUUGUGUUGAGCGGCUCAGACAAGCGGCAGUGUCGCACUUCUGGAGAGUGGGAUGGACAGCAGCCAGAAUGCAAAGCUGUGGAGUGUGAAGCAGUAAAAGUGCCUGAAAAAGGCUUUGUCAGUUGUACUCGACUUGAUCCAGAACUCAUGUACAGCUUGACCUGUGAGUUCCACUGCGAGGAGGGCUAUGCACUAAGUGGAACAUCCAAAAUUCAGUGCACAGCAGAGGGGCAGUGGUCACAACCGUUCCCAAAGUGUGAAGCUGUGAAGUGUGGUGCAUUGAAGGCUCCUACUCAUGGUUCCCUGACUUGCACUCACUCAUCUGAAAGCUUAUUGUGGAAUUCCACCUGUGAGUUUGCCUGCGAGGAAGGGUUUGUGUUGAGUGGCUCAGACAAGCUGCAGUGUCGUGCUUCUGGAGAGUGGGAUGGACAGCAGCCAGAAUGCAAAGCUGUGAAGUGUGAAGCAGUAAAUAUGCCUGAUAAAGGCAUUGUGAUUUGCAGUCACCCUAAUCCAGAACUCCCUUACAACUCAACCUGUGAAUUCCAAUGUGAGGAGGGAUAUGCACUAAGUGGAUCAUCCAAAAUUCAGUGCACAGCACAGGGACAGUGGUCACAGACUUUCCCGAAGUGUGAAGUUGCACAAUGUGAAACCUUGAUUCUGCCUGAGAAGGUCUCCAUGAAUUGUUCACAUCCUAUUGGUGACUUUGCAUAUGGAACAGUCUGUGAAUUCAGCUGUACUGCGGGAUGGUUGUUAAAUGGUUCUAAUAUUCUUGAAUGUGAUGGUUCAGGAAACUGGACUUCAAGUCUGCCAACAUGUGAAGCUCCCCGAGUUCCUGAGGAAUUGGUUAGUUAUGUCACAGUUGGAAUAGCAGCAGCAAGUGCUUCGUUCCUGUCUACAGCAUCCUUCCUUAUUUGGCUUGUAAAGCGGCUUCGCAGGAAAGCAAAGAAGUUUACUCCUUCCAGUAGCUGCCAGAGCCUCAGCUCAGAAGGUACCUUUCAAAGUGCUGCUCACCUCAUAUAAGUUAAAGUGACCCAGGAACUGAAGCCACCUCUACUCGUGCCUUAAAACACCUCAGGGAGCAGAACUGCAUCAUAAUCAGGAACUGGGCCAGAGGUUGCUGCAUCUUGUUGACAGGAUGAUUUGUCUUGUAUUUGCAACUAAAUGUACUCAGUUAUCUGAUACUUUUGGAUAACAAACGAUGGAUAAAACACAGGCCUUUUACGAAGAGACUAUGCAGACCUUAGUCAGUGUACAGCUACAGGAACUAAGAGCUGUCUAUGCAGUCUCAGGAUAGAGAUCAAAUAUGCUGGUGCCCCAGGGGAGAUGCUGAAUACUUCUAAAGUCUAUGUCAAAAUACAUGGGUGGAGGGAACAAUGUGUAUUAUACCCAGCUGUCUCUCCCAUAGAGACAACUAAAUUACAUUCCUUAAAACAAACUAAUUGGGAUGGGAAAUAUUUAUUGAAUUGCUUUGUCAGUGAAUCAUUGAUCUGGUUCACUGACUAUUGUGGAAGUCAAUUUACUGUAAAUGUGUUGCAGUAGAUAAAUGUGCCUAUAACAAUAUGGUCAAAGCCUUGGAUUUCUGCUGCACAUCCUAGAAAGUUUUUUAUAUUCUAACUUUAAACAAUUGUUUAUCAGAAUACAAAUGAAGCUAUUAAUUACAGUAGAUACUAUGAUUUCUGGAUUCAGCAAAAUAGAUCUGAAAUAAUUCAUCCCUAUGGGAUUAGGUAUUGUAAUAUAUGUAAAUAUAUACUUGAUUUCUUGUGCACUUUCUUCUGUUUGUAUAACUCUGCUCUUUGAAAAAUCACAGAACCACUAUGGAAUAUUUCUUCAUGCGUAAAAAGUUGUUUUGGGUGACUUUGAAGGCAAAAGCUCAGCUGGUCUAAAUAACCCCAAUGCCAUUUAUACCAGCUGAGGAUGUGCCUCUCCAUCUUUUAAACUCCAAGGUACACUUUUUAGGAUAUCUGUGCACUAUUUAAAAAUAAACUGGAAGCAUCAGAUGAUUUUUGUAUAUAACAAGUGCAAUCUGUUUGGCUUUUAGAAGGGGUUUUAAAUUAUCAGUCUGUUUUUAAAUAAGUUAUAUAUUUAAUUUAUUUAUGGUUCCACAUCCAUGGCUGAUUUUUGUUUCAAUCUGAUAUGUGCUGUGCGCUAUCUCAUUGUGUUUAAUAAAAAGGUUUAUGAUGAA
Molecule: messenger RNA, 3559 nt
Organism: Alligator mississippiensis (American alligator)
Lineage: Eukaryota; Metazoa; Chordata; Crocodylia; Alligatoridae
Gene: SELE
Product: selectin E
Exons: 15
Coding region: 172-2397 (741 amino acids)
Biological process (GO): response to cytokine; leukocyte tethering or rolling; heterophilic cell-cell adhesion
Cellular component (GO): external side of plasma membrane; membrane
Molecular function (GO): oligosaccharide binding; sialic acid binding
Source: RefSeq, a predicted model, not a curated record